Messenger RNA from Acipenser ruthenus (sterlet), 3556 nucleotides. RefSeq names its product spermatogenesis associated 6 (gene spata6). The coding region runs from base 494 to 1933 and encodes 479 amino acids. The transcript has 13 exons. The record is from RefSeq and is a predicted model, not a curated record. Gene Ontology annotation, molecular function: myosin light chain binding. Gene Ontology annotation, biological process: spermatogenesis. NCBI's taxonomy places the organism in Eukaryota, Metazoa, Chordata, Actinopteri, Acipenseriformes, Acipenseridae.
GCAUCCAACAUAUUAACCAACACUAGAAAUUAAAAGGAUAUUCGAUAUUAAGAAGUGUGUAGUCAACACUUGCUUUCGAUUUUUACAGUAAACAAAUCUACUGUACCAGCAUAACAAACCUCUUGAACCUGUAACUAGUUAAAAACCGAACAAACUACCACAUCAGCUUUGACCAGAAUAAACCAUUGCUGGUCACUGGUCAAACUGGGAACAUUUUACAGAAGAACUGUGAGUAAACGUUAUGGAAUAGCGUUCAUUCAGUAUAGAAAAGGGUUAAUGAGAAAACCGAAAACCGUGUUUAUGUACAACAGCUUUCAUUCUUCCUCCGUUAGUCACAUGUACUUUGUGUGGCAUCAUUUCCUGUUUGAGAGCAACGCAAGCGUCCCGUGAAACGGGACGGGAACUAUGACAACGACUUGGGACGUGGGCCGGGUCGCAGCUUGCCAGGGUUUGCAUACUGUAGCCCUCCGAACACAAGAACUACAACACGAAAAUGCCACAGAAAGUUCUUAAAUGUAUCGUGGAGCUGGAAAUUCAAGCUAUAACCUGCCCAGGAGUGAUCCUGCACGACAGGGAAGAUGUCUACCUCAGUGUCUGUAUUCUGGGAAAAUACCACAAGAGCAAGUGCCACCGACCAAUCUUUCCUAUUCUAUUCCAUGAGAAAAUGACCUUUGAAAAGAUCUUUGGGGAAGCAGUAGACCCAGGUCAUGUUGCUGAGCUCUUGGAACUUGAUACAGCAACAUUUGAACUGAUCCAGCUUGUUCCACCAGUUGGUGAAACUUUAGCUACGUUUGUGGAAAGCACCCGGGAGUUCCUGUAUCCUGGUCCCAGGCUGACCUCCAGCUACCCCGGCACUGAUCGGGAUGUGCUAAUGAGGCGAUCCAACUCCUUCCCUGGAAUUGCUCCCAAAGUGGAAUUUUCUACAAGUUCUGUAAUAAAGGAAUGUGCUUUAAACAAGGAUGAAGCCCUCUCACAGGUGCACCACUCAAUGCCAGUAAAGCCCCGCUCUGGGAGACAAACCAAGAAAAGUUCUGGUUCGCCCACUGCAGUCCAACAGAACCAAUUGUCCAGAAGCUAUGAAAGGCCAACAGUGUCAUCCCAGUCGCGAUCACCCUCUCCGUACACUAGGAGGCGCAUGUGCGAACUGUCAGAAGAGGCACGACAGAGGCUGGCUCACUUCGGUCUGGGGCCGUACAAGUUCAAGAAGGACACGGACAGCCCCCCUCCCUUUGUCGUGCGGCAUGUUGCCAGUAGACAGCAGGCCUCCAUGGAUGACAGUGCUCUAUCUUUCCAAUCGCCUUUCUCCAAACAAAGCUCGCUGCACCAUUCUCCUGGCUCCAGGGUUUGUGAAGACCCUUCCCUCCUGGGCAGCUACAGACCGAAGACUGUCAGAGUUAUCCGUGAGCCUCGGGAGACAGGUGGUCUUGCUCGCUCCUCAGACUUGUUUGAUGAACGCUUCAUCUCUACGACUGCCAGUAGGCACACUCCGUCUGCCAGGCUGUUAAAAGUCCACUCGGCUCCCUCGUCGGCACAGAAAUGCCCCCAGAGUCCUCUGCUGAACCGCUCUUCCCUUAAAGAAAGAUUCCAAACGGAUCCGUCCACUCCAACAAAUUGGGAGGAGAUCCAUGAAAGGAUUAAAAAGAUUUUAAAGACUCACCGUACCAGGCAGAGAUUAACUUUUGAUGGGGACUCUGGGAGAGACGAGACGCUGUUGAGUAAAGCAGUUUCCUGUAACGACUCCCUGUGCGGCAGCGGGCUGCAGGAGGAGGGGAGCUCUGGGUUCCUCAACAACGCUUCGGUGCAUUUAGAUGCUGGAGAGUAUUGGUCAAACCGGGCUGCUCAGUUCAAAGGGAAACCGCACAGAGCCGUGUUCGAGGAGAGCAUGGACAAGAUUUACAGAAACAUGUACAGGAAGGCCUCAAGCACCUCCUAACAGGUCCUCCGUGGCCGUUGUGUGUUUAAUAAUCUACUUUAGGACCUAAAUGGACACUUGAAUUGUUCAACAACAAUAUUUUGAAAUUGGUUUAAACAUGGAUCUGUACCUGAAUGGCCGGCUUUGUAUUCAAAUCAGAAGUGGGUGUAGUUACUAGCACGUGUUAUAAGUUGUUGAUUAUCCCCACCAGAGAGACCCAGCAGCUAAGACUUUACAGUGAGUACACCAUUUACUUUUGAACAUCAUUGACUCGUGUUAUAUUACGCAAUUAUUUUAAGGGUGCUUCUUUUUUUUAAAAAAAAAAACAAUAUGUAUUCUAAUAAUUAAGUAUUAGCCUGUUACCAAAGAAUUGUCCACAUGUGUAUUUGUGUUACUAUCAUAUCACACUCCAUUUUUAGUACUGUUUUUCAUUGUUUUAAAAAAAAUGGAUAUGAUUAUACAGGAGAGACACAGAAUGUUAAUAAUUAGAUACACCAACAAAUGACUUUUGACUACUUUUGUAACUGAAUUCAAUGUAUUAUACUUUAAAAAAUUGUUAACGCGACUAAUUUUUCAGGCACAAAAUAAAUGCAACUUUGCUGCAGAUAAUUCUAGGUGUUAUAGAGACCAUACUUCUCAUUGGUCAGUUGUUCUAUUAAUUCUUUAAUAAUGAUUGUUUUUAAAAUUAAAGAGUAUAAGGUUUGGCAGACAAGGUGUAUAACUGUGGUUUCUUUAGUAUUGCAAUAAUACACCUUGCUAAAACCAAAAUGUACCUUGUGAAAAUAAACCAGCUACUUCAUUAAAAGAUAAGCCUGGUCAAAUAAGGUACUAUAAAUAGAUCUCACACAAGUUGGAUUUGAAGUGUGGGGUUUGCAUUACCUUCCCGUUCUUAAUCGGAUUGGGAUCAUUUAACUUUUUCCCCAUCUUGCAAAAUCUGAAAUGAUCUUUCUUGACUUGCCCAAUUACAGUUUCUCAUUAACAAAGCAGAACUAAUUGCUGGGAGUGGAGUCAGCACAGUGCCAUAUGUUGUGGGGCUCAGAUUCCUCCCCAGUGGCCAAUGGUGACGAAGCUUUCCUGAUGACUGCAGAAGUAUGCACAUUAACCCUGAUACAGGCUGGAGAGGUGGUCAUCUCUUACACCAGUGUGCAGGCUCAUUCUCUAGCACCUCUGGAGGCCUGGGUUAAUAGCAAAUUAGCCUGAUGGUCUUAACAGAUGCCCGUUAGUCCACAUCACAAAAUGAUCACAGAAUUGAUUCUUACUGUCCAACAUUUCGUGCGUGGUGUUUUACCUUUUACCUGUCCCCAUUAUAGUCCUUAUAUAUCCAGAAACCCAGAUGCACAUUAUCACCACAAGAGGUAAAACAAACAUUUUGCUUCUAAAAAUCUCUAGGGGAAUACAAGUACUUAACAUUGGUUAAGUCUGCAAUACUCAGUACUUAUCAGCAACCUACAACAUAUCAAAAUAAUUCCAGUAAAUCUUAUCUACUUUGUAUUGUACUUUGUAGGUCUUACAUUUUCCUGUAUAAAAGACUGAGGCAAUGUGGAAAUGUGUUUAUGGGUUUUAAUGGUAUUCUUUUGAUGAACAAAAUAUACCGAGCACUCCUUGCUAGAUAUUCAAGUGCUGACCAUGCCCCUGUACAUAAAG